Branchiostoma floridae (Florida lancelet) is the source of this 3305-nucleotide messenger RNA. Its product is annotated as aldehyde dehydrogenase family 16 member A1-like. Gene Ontology annotation, molecular function: oxidoreductase activity, acting on the aldehyde or oxo group of donors, NAD or NADP as acceptor. The transcript has 17 exons. NCBI's taxonomy places the organism in Eukaryota, Metazoa, Chordata, Leptocardii, Amphioxiformes, Branchiostomatidae. Bases 68 to 2572 code for a protein of 834 amino acids. The record is from RefSeq and is a predicted model, not a curated record.
ACUAUAAUUUUUACCUCUUACGAAGUGAAAUGAUCCGAAUUGUCAUGUGACUUUCAUCUGGGUAAAGAUGGCUGCCACUACGGGAAAUGUGAGGGCCUCUGGCGAUUCUGUCCCCGAAAUCUUCGAGUCUAUGGACUAUGGACCAGCUCCGGAAAGCCCAGACGUUGUACGGGCAUGGUUGGACAAAUAUGACCGCAGCUUUGGUCACUUCAUCAAUGGGAAAUGGGUGAAACCAGAGGGGAGGAAAACCUACCAGACUAAAUGUCCUUCUACAGGUGAGGUCCUGGCCACAACAAUCCAGGGUGAAGAUGAAGAUGUAGAUCUGGCUGUGGCAGCAGCGAGGAAGGCGUUUGAGUCAUGGAGCACACUACCCUGUCAUGUCAGGGCUCGCUACCUCUACAGUAUUGCCCGUAACAUGCAGAAGCACCAGCGAAUCCUGACAGUCAUGGAGAGCCUGGAUAACGGGAAGCCGUUCCGUGAGAGUCGCGAUGCAGACAUCCCUCUGGUGGUGCGACACUUCUACCACCAUGCAGGCUGGGCACAACUUAUGGACACAGAGAUGAAGGGGUGGAAACCCAUUGGUGUUGUGGGAGCCAUUGUCCCCUGGAACUUCCCCCUGAUGCUGCUGACAUGGAAGGUGUGCCCUGCCCUGGCCAUGGGGAACACUGUAGUCCUGAAGCCUGCUACAUACACCAGGAUGUCUGCACUCAUGUUAGCUGAGAUCUGCGCUGAAGCUGGGCUCCCUCCUGGUGUAUUUAACGUGGUGACAGGAAACGGCAGGUUUGGGAGUAAACUGGCCUGCCACCCUGAUGUGGAUAAAGUAGGCUUCACUGGGUCUACAGAGGUAGGACAGUUGCUGCGCCGUGCAGUGGCUGGUACAGGGAAGAAGCUGUCCCUGGAGCUGGGGGGGAAGUCUCCCUUCGUGGUGUUUGACUCAGCAGACCUGGACAGUGCUGUGGAGGGGGUGGUGGACGCCAUCUGGUUCAACCAGGGGCAGGUGUGCAGUGCAGGUUCUCGCCUGCUUGUCCAGGAAUCUGUCUUCAACCCCUUCAUCACCAAACUGAAGGCGCGCAUGAGUCACCUGCGGGUGGGGGAUAAUCUGGACAAGUGUAUCGACAUGGGGGCUCUGGUGGACGAGACUCAGAUGAAGACUAUAAAAGAGUAUGUGGAGGAGGCCAGGAAAGAAGGGGCAGAGGUUCACCAGGUAUCAGCCAGUUUCCCUAAGCAUGACAAGGGGUUCUUCUACCCACCUACACUCAUCACUAAUGUGCAGACUGUGUCAAGGGUCGUCAGAGAAGAGAUCUUUGGCCCAGUGCUGGUGGCCCUGCCAUUCCGUACUGCUAAGGAGGCCAUCGCCCUGGGUAACAACACCAACUAUGGGCUGGGGGCAAGUGUCUGGACGGAGUCUAUUCCUCUGGGACUGGAGGCUGCAGUUAGUCUGAAGGCAGGUGCUGUCUGGGUGAACUGUCACAACAUGUUUGAUGCUGCAGCUGGUUUUGGAGGCUACAAGGAGAGUGGAUAUGGAAGAGAUGGGGGAAAAGAGGGCCUGUAUGAGUAUGCCAAGCCCUCCUGGCAGGACAGACCCCGCCCCAACUGUGGUGAAAUCAACUACACAACAUUUGCUGCCAAGUAUGGGGCAACUGUGCCCCCCAUCCCUGGCAGUGGUACAGUCGGGGACAAGAGUCUGACUUCAGAUGGAGCUAUUUUACCAGGGAUUGACCGUACCUACAAACUGUACUACGGUGGGGGACAGAAGAGGCCGGACGGGCAGUACUCGCGGCCAGUGACUGGUCAGGAGGGCAGGGUGCUGGCGCUGGUGGGCGAGGCUAACAGGAAGGAUGUGAGAAACGCCGUGGAGGCUGCACACAAGGCCGCUCCUGGCUGGGGAAAGCGUGCUGCCCACAACCGUGCCCAGAUUGUGUACUACAUGGCAGAGAACCUGGAGAUCCGCAGGCAGGAGUUCACACAGCAGCUGCAGCUCAUGACUGGUCGCAGCGAGGAGGACUGUAGGAGAGAAGUGGACCUGGCUGUACAGAGGCUGUUCUACUGGGGAGCCUACUGUGACAAGUACGGGGGCACUGUGCAGGAAACCACCUUAUAUGGAGUCACGGCCAAGAUCCACGAGCCAAUGGGUGUGAUCGGCAUUGCCUGUCCAGAGGAAUACCCUUUGCUGGGGUUCGUGUCACUGUUCGCACCGGCUGUCGUCCGUGGUAAUGCCAUGAUAGUCGUACCCAGUCAGAAACACCCACUCAGUGCUCUGGAUUUCUAUCAGGUGUUUGACACAUCUGACCUGCCAGGGGGCGUUGUGAACAUCCUGACAGGGGACAGGGACCACAUCACCAAGUACCUGGUGGAACAUCAGGACAUCCAGGCCAUGUGGUACUUCGGGUCUGCUGAGGGGUCAAAGUUCGUAGAGUGGACCUCUGCGGAGAACCUGAAGCGUACCUGGGUGGAUUAUGGGAUAGCUCGUGACUGGACAGACCCCCAGCAGGGCCAGGGGGAGGAGUUUCUGUACCAGGCAACCCAGGCCAAGAACAUCUGGCUACCAAUGGGGGACAUCUUUGCAAAUUGAUUGACAUCUAAUUUGCAUAUUGUGUGUUUGUAGAAUAUAUAGACUGUGUUGUGUAUUGUAGAAAGUAUGUAUGCCAUAUGAAGCUUUGUCAGUAUUCUUAAAACUUUCUUACUAUUCAGGCACAUUUAGUCAUAGUUACACAGUUUCCUGAAUAAAAAUAACAUUUUUUUCACAUUAAUUCAUGCACUUCAUUUUAUUUCAUACAACUUACUAAUAAGACAUACUUUAGUGCCUGUGCAAAAUAGAUUAAGGUGAUUAAUAAUCUGGUAAUUGUGCUUGCUUGAUAUAUUUUCUGGCUGUGCCAUUUGAUACAAAUAAAUAAAAUUUCCAGUUUUGUAAAAAUGGAGAGAUUUAUAAGAAGAUAAUGAAGAUUUAAGAAUUGUAUCAGUACUUUUUGAUACCUCAAUUUCAUCAGUCACUUGGUGAAUUAGAAUAAUGAUAUCAGACAUGGAAUACAAAUGUCUUCCCAAAAGUAUCUAUUUUCUAUACUCAAAUUGAUUGGGUGCUUUGUACCUGUCCUAUUUCAUAUAUAAUACAUAUAGCACAUGGUGAUUAUUGUAAUUCUUGUACAAACUAUAGACUUAAAAUGUCUUCCAAAAGAUUUAAAAUGUGGAUCAUUAUUGACUUGAACUUUGUGUGAAACUUUGAGCAAUUUUUUUUAAACUACUGUUGAUUGAAAGAUGAUACAGGAUAGGAUCAAUUCAUUGAGUCAAAAUAAAUCUUAAAAUCUGAC